CUGUUUCAAUCAAUCAAUAAAUUAAUUCAAAAAUUAAUAAGAUUUUAAAUGAAGACGUUGAAGAAUUAGGAUACUCUCAAUCUUUCUUAAUCAUUGGAAGAUAACUAAAAUAAAAUAGAGGAAACACAUAAGCUUAUUUAACAAAUAGAGAAACAGCUUCAAACUCUUUCGUAGUAACCCUCUUUACCUCUUACUAUUCCGACAGAAACAUUAUCAUAAAACUAAACGGAUUAGAUAUUUUAAUAGCCUUUGAUUCAUUUAAAGAAUUAGCAAUUUGAACAAAGCAGCAAUAAUCCAAGAUAAAAUAUUUUAAAUUAACAAGAUAUUAUAACUACAGAUCAAGGAUAAUAUAAUCAAAAUUAUUAUGCAAAUCUACCUGAACUAGGGCAAUAAGAUUAAUAAGCUAGUAUUUAGAUGGAAUCAAAGUAGCAAAGUGCUCAUUUCUAAUAAUUCUCUCACAACAAUUCUCUUAGAAAUAAUUAGAUGCAAUUAAAUAUGAAUUAAAGUAGAGAAAUUGGUAAAAUUCGUAAUUAGAUAAGUCCCCCUUCAAGAUAGGAGAAACAAAUGAGUGUAAACGGAGCAAUUAAUUAGUCUUUAAUGAAGGAAAUAGGAAAAGAAUAUUAAACACAAGAUUUAAAAGAAUUACAAAGAGAACAUUUAUAAGAAGUAACUUUAUUAGAAUAAGCUUAUAGGAAGAAGAUUUUAGAUAUGGAGCAAAUUAUUGAAUAGUAAAAAUUGUAAUAAGAAAAGUAAUUAAUGGACAUGCAAAGUCUUCUACUAACUUUAGAAUAAAAAGAAAGCAUAAUCUCGUAACUUAAAAAUAGAUAAGUUGAAUCAUAUAAUUAGCAAAGAGUCUUCACUUAGUAUGAAUAAUAAUAAGAAAUGAUGAUUUUAGCAAAAAAGUUAGAAAUUUCAGAAAAAGAAAAGUUAGAAUUAAUGAGUCAAAAUGAAAAUUUGAAUAGACAAUAUAAGCUUGUCUUAAGUCAAAAUGAAAUUCUCUCUAAUAAGUAUAAUAGAAUACUUAAUCUUUAUCAUUAAUUAGUAGAUAAUGAUAAAGAAAAAUUAAUUCAAAUGUAAUAUGCAGAAUCUUUAAAUAAAGAGUAAUCUCUUUUUUUAUCUCCAUAAAGCAGAACUCGCCCUACUAAUAAUAAUAUUAAUUAAAUUAAUAAUAUUUCAUCUAUUUAGUAGUAUAAUAGUACACCACCAGUUAAUAGCAAUCAUUUGAAGGAUUCAAAUUUAUAAAUCCAAAAUGAAUUGGAUCUUCUAGAUGAAAUUUAUCAAUAGAGAAAUGCAGCUGUAUUUAGUAGCUUAAAUAGAAAGCCAUACUAAUUAAGUUUAUCAGGCCAAAAAAACAAUAUGUAAAACUAAGCACCAUAAUAACUAUUUUCAGUUGAACAGAUGUAUAAUAAUAAUCAAUAGUAGUUUUUAUAAUAAAAUAAUUAGCAAAGUAACUAAUAAGUUUAAAAUAAUUGCCCUUAGAAUUAACAAAACAAAUAUGCAACUAAUGUAUAAAGAAAUUCUUAAGAGAAUGAAGAUAUUUAAAAUUAAAGCUAGAGAUAAUUUUCUAGAGACAAUUCAAAUGAAGAUAUUAGCUUGCCAAUUAAAAUAUUUGAUAGAAAAGAUAACAUAAAUUAAAAAACAAGCAACCAAUUAAAAAGUCCUUCAAGAGAUCCUCAAAAAGAAAAUAAAAGUAAUCAAAGCAAAGCAAAAAAUAUUGGUGGAGACAUAAAGAAAAAUAUUUCAAACAUAAAAAAUGCUCUAGAAGAAAAUAUCCAAACUUACUAACAUCUACCUACAGAAAUUUAAUAAACGUCAAAAAGAGAAACUAUUAACGAUUUUUUAAAUUUAUCUGAAUCUGUUUAAACUAAAAAAUCUACUAAAAUAAAAAACUAGUCAGGUUUAAAUGCAACCAAAAGUACAAUUAAUAAUAAAUCAGUCAUUACCAAUAAAUCUUUAAAUAAAAGCAAAAUCAAUUAAAAAACAAAGCUUUCUAAAAAAGUGUUAAAAUGA
This is a messenger RNA of Tetrahymena thermophila SB210, 2010 nucleotides long. RefSeq lists its product as hypothetical. The record is from RefSeq and is a predicted model, not a curated record. The transcript has a single exon. Lineage: Eukaryota; Ciliophora; Oligohymenophorea; Hymenostomatida; Tetrahymenidae.